This is a messenger RNA of Strongyloides ratti, 1959 nucleotides long. Its product is annotated as Protein capicua homolog. Gene Ontology annotation, biological process: regulation of transcription by RNA polymerase II. Gene Ontology annotation, molecular function: RNA polymerase II transcription regulatory region sequence-specific DNA binding; DNA-binding transcription factor activity, RNA polymerase II-specific. Lineage: Eukaryota; Metazoa; Nematoda; Chromadorea; Rhabditida; Strongyloididae. Bases 1 to 1959 code for a protein of 652 amino acids. The transcript has 4 exons. The record is from RefSeq and is a predicted model, not a curated record. Gene Ontology annotation, cellular component: nucleus.
AUGAAAUCUAUAAAAAUUGAUACAUUAGAUAAUUCUAAGCCUUUAUUAUUAUCAAAUACAUUUAAAAAUGUCAAAGAAGUUGUUGAUAUUAAUCCCAUCCAACAAGUUCCCAGUAAUAAAAUAGAUCCAAUGUUUAAGAAAAAUAUUAUUGCCGAUGAAAACAAUAAGAAAAAUGAAUAUUUUGUUAAAGAUGAAAAAUGUAAUGAUAUGUUAAAUGUAAAAAUUAUAAAAAAUGAGGAAAAAAGAAAUAGUUUAGUUGAUAAUAAAAAAGAUAUACAUACAAAUUCAUUAUCUGAUAUAAAAUCUUUAGAUAGCAAUAUUAAUAAUAAUUUAUCCUUAGUUUCAAAAAUAAAUUCAAAUAAUAGUUUAUCUAAUAGUUUAACUAAUUCAAAUAAUUCUCCAUCAAAUUGUAAUGGUAUGAUUGAAUGUAGUGAUGAAGGAAUUUCAAAUGAUGAAUCUAAUAACCCUUCUAAAGUUGAUAUUUUUACAUCACUUACUAAUAAGAGACAGAUAAGACGUCCUAUGAAUGCUUUUAUGAUAUUUUCUAAAAUACAUCGACCUUUGGUACAUGAAAAAUAUCCAAAUCGUGAUAAUAGAACUGUUUCUAAAAUUUUAGGUGAAUGGUGGUAUUCAUUAGAAGUUGAAGAAAAACAAAAAUAUCAAUUAAUGGCAUCACAAGCUAAAGAGGCACAUUUUAAAGCUUAUCCAAAUUGGAAAUGGUGUAAUAAGGAAAGAAAAAAAUCUCCAUUAUGUAAAAAUGAUAAUUCUAUUGAUAAAAUUUCACUAGAACAAUUAAAAUCAACAUCUGUCUUUUUCAAUCAAAAUAUAUCAAUUCCAUCAACAUCAUCUAUUUCAAAUAAACCAGUUUCAUCGCAAACAUCACAUACCAUAAAUGAUAAAACAGAAGCAUUACAACAUUUAGAGACAUUAACUCAAUACUCUAACGGGAUUUUUAAUUUUUCAGCUACUGGAAUAGCAAAUGAUAAUAUAUUUUCAGCACCAGCUAAUGUAACACGUACACCAUUCCUAUUUUCUCCUAGUUCAUUUAACAUCCAACAUAACUUAUCAUUAGCCGCUCAAAGUUCAAUGUUCUUUAAUGAUAGUCCAAUAUCGCAACCUCUUGCUACUAAUACAUCAGCUUUAAAUUUCUCUGUUCCAAAUAUAUUUCAUAUAUCUAAUGCUACAGGUAAUCCCAUUACAUUAAUGCCAACACCUGCGCAACGUGGUUUAAAAAAAAAUAUUAUAACAAGAAAUGAUACAACAACUAGUAAUAUGCUUCAAACAUUAUCAGGGAUUAAUAUUAAUAAUACAUUUCAACCAAUAACUUCUCCAGUUUCCUUUCAAGCACCAUCUAAUAGAAUCUUUAAUACCUCUUCAUCAAAUAAUGUUACCUCAUAUGAUGGAACUUCAUUAUUUUUAAGUACACCUCAACAACAAAAUACUACAUUUUUAACUAUGGGAAAUGACUCACAGAUAAAUUUGUUAAAUACACUUUUCUCAUCUUCCCAAAAACAAUUUUUAAAAGGAGAUAAUUGUACAAUUACUUCAGCAUUACAGAAUAAUCUUCAAUUGUCAAAAAAUGAAAAUAUAUUAGAAGGAUUAUUACCAUUAACACCAACAGGAGUUUCUUCUGCACCUGUAACACCAUUUGAGGGAAGAACAUCAUCAACAAAUGAUAAACCUUUUAAUAGAAAAAUUUUAGAUAUUAGACGACAACUUGUUUAUCAAUUACUUGAAAAACAAGGAAUGUUUCCUGCCUCUGAUUAUGUUUCAUUAUUCCAACAAAAAUUUAAAAAAUAUUUUCCAACAAAACAAAUGUUAAUAUUAAAAAUUCGUGAGAUGAGGCAAAAGAUAAUGUCAACAAGUGGACCAUUAGUUAAAUCUACUGAUCUUAAAAAUCUUCAAACACGAAAAAUUUCAUCUAUAAACUUUGAGUCAUUACAAAAAAAUGAUCAUUAA